Molecule: messenger RNA, 1656 nt
Organism: Tuber aestivum (summer truffle)
Lineage: Eukaryota; Fungi; Ascomycota; Pezizomycetes; Pezizales; Tuberaceae
Source: the annotation of a GenBank genome assembly
GUAUGGUACUGUAGUGUAGAUGGACAAUUGGAAGAGCUGGGCACCAUCCGACUCUCUCUGCCCAUCCCUUCCAAUACUCGUACGGUGGUGCUAGCACCGGGGAGUCUUGGAUGUAGUAUACAGCACAGUGCAGAACGGUAUCUACGGUACGGCACCCUUGGACUCGUUAUCCGCGGUGAGGUACCGGUACGACCCCCGACACGUAUGAAGGGACUCAGCUUUUCCUGCGGGCUCUCUUAAGUCUGAGGCUCUGUAUGCACGCCAAUCCGCUGACGGGAAAGGCCAGCAAAUAACUACCGGUAAAUUGGCCAAGGGGUGGAUGCAUUCCUCGAAAGUACGGUACAAGUAUUGAGUGCCGCACAGUGCAAGGAUAACAGGCCGUAGACAUGGCUCAGCCUUGCCACCAUAUCCAACUUUCCAACCAAUGACGUGCGGGGUGGGGAACCUCUCCUCCCCCAGAAUCAGCCGCAAGGCAGCCUGUUAGGUGCCUGGCCUUUUACUUUUUUCUGCAUACAUAAUCCCCCUCCCCCGGCUUUGCAUGCUUUCCCUGAUUUCUCUUCUUCUCCUUUCUUCCCCUUGGUUCACGGUAAAGUCCUCAACAUCCGACCGUUGGAAUUCAUCGUUGUCAAACGAACAAACAUACAGGCAAACAAGCAAAACCCAUCCGGUCCCUAACUCAAGCCAUCAUACCAUACCGGCAUAGUGAUGGUGCGUAUUUUUGCCGCCGCAAACUUUGGGGGGAAACUAAUUUGUUUUGCAGCGCAGUCAACGACGCUCCAGACAGCAGGGCGGUGGCGAGGGUGCUUUACGCCGGAAGCUGGUGAUUGUUGGUGAUGGUGCCUGCGGAAAGACUUGCCUUUUGAUGCGCUUCAGCAAGAACACCUUCGACCCCGACGGAUACAUCCCGACCGUGUUCGAUAAUUAUGUGGCCGACGUACACCUACCCGACGGGCGAAACGUCGAAUUAGCAUUGUGGGAUACGGCCGGCCAGGAGGACUACGAUCGCCUCCGCCCAUUAUCCUAUCCGGACUCCCAUGUGAUAUUGAUAUGCAUUAGUAUCGAUUCACCCGACUCCCUACAGAACGUCUACGAGAAAUGGAUUCAAGAGGUUAGACACUUUUGCCCAGGGCUUCCGGUUGUGCUGGUGGGGUGCAAGAAGGAUCUACGAAACGACGAGAGAACAAAGAGACGGUUGUGGGAGGAGGAAGGCGGAAAGAGGCCAUUGACCGAGGAGGACGGAAGGAACGCGGUAAAGCAGUUAGGCCUGACGACCUAUAUCGAGUGCUCGGCUAAGACCAACGAUAACGUGAAGCCGGUGUUUGAGGAGGCUACUAGGGUUGCACUGAACAGUUCCAAGCGAAUCCCAAACCGAGGGGGGUGCACGAUAUUGUGAUUGUGUGUGAUUUUCCGAAAGUUGUUGUCGUUUGGUUUUUUUCUUGGGGGGGGGGGGGACGGGGUUUUCUUAAGCAUGUGAGAGGGAUCGCGCGGAGGAUUGUGUUCUUUAUCUGUUGGUUGGUUCGCGAGAUGAUAACUGAAAGUAGUUUACCCAUCAUGUUGUUUUUUUUUUCCCUUUUUCUUUUGAUGGUCACCAUUUGUUUACUCUGUAACUAGCAUAAUUACCGGUAGUAGGUAUCAACUUGCUGUCGUGAACUCAAA